AUGGCUGGAAUCAAAACGAUCAUAUCGUUGUCCUUUGUGCUCGCAAUCGGCUUCCUACUCGUCAUCCUCUCCUCGGCGCUCUUCGCAAACUACCUCCCACUACUCGUAGUGGCAACAUAUGUCUUCGCGCCGAUCCCCAACUGGCUAUGUGGCAAGGCGCAGAAUAGCGAUGAUUUCAUGGACAGCGGCAGCAACAGCAUCGUAGAGCUGGGAAAGUUCAUCACCGGAUUUCUGGUGGUUAUGGGAAUUGCAUUGCCCGUUGUUCUCGCGCAUUGCGAUUUGAUCCAAACCCCGGCCAUGGCGAUGAGUAUCGUGGGAGGACUUUUGAUUUACGGAACCAUCAUCAGCUUCACCAUGUUUUUCCGCGAGCAGGAGGAAUUUUGA
Molecule: messenger RNA, 384 nt
Organism: Ramularia collo-cygni
Lineage: Eukaryota; Fungi; Ascomycota; Dothideomycetes; Mycosphaerellales; Mycosphaerellaceae
Product: probable Vacuolar protein sorting 55 superfamily
Exons: 3
Coding region: 1-384 (127 amino acids)
Biological process (GO): late endosome to vacuole transport via multivesicular body sorting pathway
Cellular component (GO): Vps55/Vps68 complex; endosome
Source: RefSeq, a predicted model, not a curated record